Phanerochaete carnosa HHB-10118-sp is the source of this 1008-nucleotide messenger RNA. RefSeq lists its product as uncharacterized. The record is from RefSeq and is a predicted model, not a curated record. The transcript has 5 exons. Bases 1 to 1008 code for a protein of 335 amino acids. NCBI's taxonomy places the organism in Eukaryota, Fungi, Basidiomycota, Agaricomycetes, Polyporales, Phanerochaetaceae.
AUGUUCACAUCGGUAACGCACCUCAAGGCGCACUACCGGCGUGACCAUCCAUGCCGCAAUGGCCUUAUCUGUCACAUCGCUGCCCAAAAGGGAAUGAAAUGCCCGAUUCAUUCGUCCGACGAGGGCGAUGACGCCUCAUCAGGUGCAUCGCCCGUCGUGGACGUUGAUACGCAAAGGCCCGAGCCGGAUGUCGCGACGUUUCAGGCUGCUACCAUGGCCCUAGAGCAGAACAAGUCGUCGGCAGAGCCUGAUGAAACGGAUAAAGCAGAUCCCACUAUCAACAUCCCCCUUUGCUCGCUCAUUCCCUCUGAGUUGGUGACAGAAUGCGAAAAGGCGUCCGAACCCGCUACCGCUGAAGACAAGUCACCGCUCCAGAAGCACCAGGUGCCCACACUCUCAGAAUCAGCCACUUCCAAUGACGCGCUGCCUGAGCAUUCCCAAAAUCCUUCUACGAUCACGCCCAACGAUGGGGAUGACACGGAGGACACCUCCAGCGGCAAGCACGCCUCUAUGGUGCCUGACGACUGGGAGUGCACUCCGUCUUCGGCAGUCUCGGACUGCUCGGAUUCGUGGACCGAGAUUGCCAGCGUUUUCAGCGAGGGCGACGCGGUUCAGGUGAAUGCUGAUGAAGACAUUCCUAAGGCAGAGUCUGCGACGGCGGAGGAAUUCGCUGUAGCGGCGGUUGAAGACAGUGUCAAGAAAGACGUUGACGCCGCGCAUGAAGCAGACCUCAAUGCAGCCCAAGGGGAGGGCGCAGCGGACGAGGCGUCGACCGGGGAAACUCAGCCCGCGCAGUUGUCUCUCCCACGGAUCGCGACUGAAGCACCCACUGAGCCUCAAGCACGCUUGAUGAUUUUGUCUUGCAAAGUUUGCACAAAGAAUCCUACUAAUCCGGUGGUCACCAUGUGCGGACAUGUGUUCUGCCAUGGGUGCAUCUUGAACGCUUUGGGGACGAGCCUCUCCUGUCCGGCCUGCAACCGGCCCAUCUUAGUUCGGCUGGACCUGUGA